AUGCCUCUUUUGAAAAAAUUGCCUUAUGCCUUGUCUCAUUUCCUAGGCUACAGAGGACCAGAUCAUGAUUUGAAGAAGAUCCCUGUUUGGAGAAUUUAUUUUUGGUGCUUCAUUGCCUCCUGGCUGGGCAUUGCAGUGGUCGAGGUCAUUUUUGCUUACGGCCCCUCAUUUCAAGCCCACAAUACACCCAUGAUUGUCGCAUCAUUUGGCGCUACAGCAGUGUUAGUAUACGGUGUGAUAGAAUCACCCUUGGCACAACCUAGAAACGUUAUCGGUGGUCAUAUCAUUGGAGCACUGACAGGUGUAAUCAUUUCGCAGUUGUUUUUGGGCAUUCAAAAGAACUGGGCAUCAGAGGGUCAGUACACUGCUGUGCAGUGGGUGGGUGGUGCUACAGCCAUGGCCAUCUCAUUAUUAAUAAUGCAAAUCACCAAAUGUGUGCAUCCUCCAGGCGGUGCGACGGCUGUGAUCCCAGUAACGACACCUUCUUUUCUCGAGAUCAAAUGGUUUUACAUUGGCGUCGUAGUCUUAUCUGCUGUCAUCCAGGUGUUUUUUGCCUGCUUAAUCAACAACAUAGAUAGAAGAUACCCAGUGUAUUGGUGGGCACCAAGCGAAUUACCCAUCAAAGUGAAUCCAACAGAAUUAACCGCAGUUUUAUCCCUUCCAACAUCAGCGCAUGGGCCAGAAGAUGUGGUAGCCGACAAUUUGACAGUAGCAGAAGAAAGCAGAUUAAACUCGUCAACAGAUAACGAUAACGAUAAAAACAAUGGCAACAAAGUCGCACGAAAGUACCACAACUCCUCCUCAUCCUCCUCCUCUCUCACUGCAUAUGAAAAGAACAUUACUGUAGAUCAGGCCAUUUUCGCAUUACAAAAACACGCACAACACUCAGAUACCAAGUACAUAUUAUUCACCUCCAAUGCCUUAGUUCAUUCUCCUGGAUUAUCAUUAACAGAUAGUGAAAAACAAUCCUUGGAAACAGUAAUGCAUAGAUUAAAUCCUCAAUAA
Messenger RNA from Mucor velutinosus, 1005 nucleotides. RefSeq lists its product as uncharacterized. Bases 1 to 1005 code for a protein of 334 amino acids. The record is from RefSeq and is a predicted model, not a curated record. NCBI's taxonomy places the organism in Eukaryota, Fungi, Mucoromycota, Mucoromycetes, Mucorales, Mucoraceae. The transcript is spliced from 2 exons.